AUGACUGUUGCCUUUGUGGUAUUUGCAGUUUCAGGAAAUGAUCAACCACCUAGCAAUGUUGUGGCAUCAGAGAAUUCAUUGAUCUCUGACAAUAUUAAGCAAAUUAUUCAUAAUGAGGUUGAGAAGACAGUGCAAGAGAGACUGAAAGAACAAAAUGAUGCAGCAAUAAGUCACAAAAAUGAAUUCAAAUCAAAUACUUUGAUUUUUGGCUAAAUCAAGGGAGCUAUUCAAGUUUUCAAGCAAAAACUUGAAGAACUUAAAGAUACUGGCUUAUUGGAUAAGAUUAUUAAAGAUGCCAAAAACUAAUGGGAUGAACUCCCCUAAGAUGUAAAGGACCAAUUUAAAAGUAAUAAUGAUAUACUUUAAUCAUUAAUUUUUGCAGACGACAUAAUGAAAUACAUCAGUUAUUUAAAGGACAAAUGGAAAAGUGCAAUCUAACUAGAUCAAUUAAAAAACCUAAAUGUCAGACUUGAUCUAGAGACUAACUAAAUAUUCGUUGAGAGCGAGCUGAGAGACUCAAAUGGAAAACCACUUUUUAGUUUGAAUAUUGAUGAAAAUGGAGAAUUCACUGAUCCUAUUGCCAAGGCAAUAAUGAAUAUGGAAUUCAAGAAAGAGGAAACUGGUAUAGAUUCUGAAAAGUAAUCACCAGUUGUUGUUACAGAUGAGUAACAAUCAGAAAAAACUGGAGAAAUUAUUGUUACUAGUGAUGAAGAUCAACUAAAGCAAAAGGAUCUGAGUGUGCCAGCUGAUUAAUCUAAGCUAACAGAGUAAGAAUAGUUUGAAAUUCAAAGAGAAGUUGCCUUUAAAGUUGUGAUGUUCUUCAUUACCUUUAUAAUUCUCUGCUUUGCCCUUCUCUAUGUAUACCACAGAAUUUAAUAGGCUUCACACCCAGAGCAAUCAAAGAUGAACUUGUAAGUUUCCCCAUAGUUUAAAUUAAUUUAUAGCUUUGACUUCAUUGCUGGAGAGCUUGAGGAUUAGGAAUAUGGUAAUGUUCCAAGUGGAAGAUAUGUUAGAUGA
Molecule: messenger RNA, 1017 nt
Organism: Stylonychia lemnae
Lineage: Eukaryota; Ciliophora; Spirotrichea; Sporadotrichida; Oxytrichidae
Source: the annotation of a GenBank genome assembly